Molecule: messenger RNA, 16771 nt
Organism: Spirodela intermedia
Lineage: Eukaryota; Viridiplantae; Streptophyta; Magnoliopsida; Alismatales; Araceae
Source: the annotation of a GenBank genome assembly
AUGUGGGGCGUAGAUUUGGAUCACCGCGGAAGACUGGCAUUAACAGAAGCACCGGAUAACGAAUUUUCAUCUGUAGGAGCAGGUCUGCAGUUAUCCAUAGACGAGGAAGAAUCCUUUCCGGGAUGCAGGGCUGCAGUCCGUGCUAGCGCAACUUCCGUGACAACAGGGAAUGGAGCUGAUACAGUUGAAGAUACAUCUGACGAGUUCAAUGUCAGUGACGAAGAUUCAUUAAACAGUGUUGAGGGGGUCGAGGAAAGGCUGGGUGAACCACAUUUGCCCUUGGAAAAUUAUGCUGCUUCGGAAGACCUCAAGAACGGUGCUGGAGCAUUGUUGCCAGUGUGGAGUGGUGUAGAACAAGCCGAUCAGAUUGAUCUUGGUGUUGAACAAGAAACUGGAAAGUUUUCUUCCGUAGAAAUGGAUCUUGCUGUGGGAACAUCGAACAAAUGGCAGGGGGUAGAAAGUGACUAUCCCUGCUUUUAUCCAUCGAGAAUUAUGCCAGGAUGUGUUUCGCAGACUUCAUCUCAUGUAGUUACUGAAUUGGAAGGUGGAGCUGCUCAUUCUGAGGGAGACAGUGACCUCAAGGGUCCUAAGGAUGCUAUUAGUCAGCUGUCACAACCGACAUCGAAUCAAUACUCAAUGGAAAAUGGUCCAGAGAUGUCAAACGAGUGUUCUGGUGGCUUUCAGUAUCAGGAUAGCGAGGAUGCGGAUUUAAUCCGACGUGGGACUGAGAGCAGAAGUAUAACAUAUGAUAAUUCUAUAGAACCAGUUCAAAUCCUUCAUAGACAGGAUAAUUCUGAGAUUGUUCUGGUGUCUUGUGUCACGAACGACUGUUUGGAGUGGGGCACUAAGACACUAUGUGCCGAAAAUUUAGAUAAACUGGCUAAGGAGACAGUAGCAGAUGGUAUCCCUCGUUCUGAAGAAAGGAAUGCUCAAGAUUUCAAUGGUAUGGAGGAAAUAAGUGGCAUUAUUCAGGUACAUUUUGAGAACGAGAUGCAGCAAGCAUUACCAAUUGAGAGACAGUCUUGUGAUGCAGGUCAAAGUUUGCCUGAGACAUCUUCAAAAUGCAUAAGAGGGGAAUCAUCAUGCCCUCAUUCAUAUAAUGCCAGUAGCAAUUUAGAAAGUCUCUCUAUGAAUAUGCUUUCAGAUGCCGCUGAUGCUGUUACCAUUUCCUCAACCUGCCCAGAUAGUGUAGUCAAUUGUACUGUGCAGUUAGAUAAUAUGGAAAAAUUUGACCUAAAGUCUGAGCCUGUUUCUGUUGUCAGACGUAGAAAUCCUGAACGUGCUGCUUCCUCUAAGAACGCCCAACGUGUGGCAAAGUCUGAUCAACCACCAAAAUCAAGAAGUUCUGGAAAAAAAACAAAAAAUGCAGAAAAAAUCCGCGCAUCCCAUGAUGGAGAUUUUAGGACCACCUCAAACACGGUCACCAAGAAAAGAUGCCAUUCCUUGAAACGUGCGCGUGUUUCUGUCUGGGGUGCUCUGGGGAAUCUGUUAGAACUAUUUAAGCAUGAUUCCGAGCUUUGUGAAUCAAAGAAUAAAGGGUUGAAGAAAGGGAGGAGUCGUGGGGGGAGGAGACGUCUGAUUGAUCAGAGAGCUGGGACAUCCACUGCUUCUAGACUUAAUCAGGUUGUUUCAACCAAUCCUGAGAUUUUGCAGGAAAAAAUGGACCGCCAACUUACUGUUCCAGGUGAUCCGCAUGGUUCUGUAUGUUCUAACUCUAAUGAUUGUGUGCGCAGUUUUGAUCUUCCGUCUGACCCUGGGUCGUCAAGACCGGUGAAUGGAGUUGAAAACAAAUUUGAGACAGAUGGCUGCACUGCCAGGCAGAGCACUUGUUGGUCCAGAGAUUUAGAAAAUCAGAUGAUGUCUUGUGAGCUACGUGCUCAUCAUGGGGACAGGGACCAGGAGAGCAGCCUCACACAAGAGGCAUCCGGUGAGAAUACGACAGGUGAUUGCCAUGGAGUUCAAUCUCGUGUGGUGAAGGAAGCUUCAGUGGAAGUAGCAGAUGAGAGACUGCUAUUAGACCCUGGUACAUCUCCCGAUUCAGGUGUACUUCAUCCAACUGUUGAUGGUGGAAAUGUGGUAGAUGAGUGUAUAAAUCGCACAAGUUUAGAACCAUCUUCCAAUGGUGGAGUCAUCGGCUACAGUCUUUGUGACUUAGGAUAUCCAGUACGGGAAAACAAGCUUGCUGAUGUUGUGACCUUUUCUGAGGCUGCUACAUCUGUGUCUCCACGAAGUAAACCAAGACAUGCCCGUAGUAAGAGAGAAAAGACAAGUGCCAAAGUCAAUGCUCAGAAAGAUUUCAAAACCGGAGAAAAUGGAUGUCUUUUAUCAGACUAUUCUUCUGAAGGAACAUCACUGUAUCCAUCUAAUCUUAGCAAAACUGAAAAACUGUCUAGGAAUAGGUCUGGGCGGAGAAAGAAAGUUAGGUCUGAUCAUAGAAAAGUUACUUGCCCGAGAGUCACUGGGAAAGGAUCCAAAGAUAUUGAAAAGCCUAAUUGCUUUCCCACGGAACAUUCAUAUGUUGGAACUACUGAGCCGGCUUGCCACCAAGGUUCCUUAGAAAUUUCUUUAGAAAAUCCAGCGUCUUCUGCUAUGGACAAAACGACUGGAGAUGUAGAGUCCACCAUUCUGCAGAUUCUUCCCUCCACUUCUUCUGGUCAGUUACAGAGGCCUAAUGGGAGUGAUAAAGCUGGGCCAAGAAAAAGGAAAUCUGUCAAAGCCAACUCUGCCCGACGCAGAAAGCAAAAUGUUGUUGUCCGAAAGAAGGAUAAUUUUAACAAAUCAGGCAGCGGGGGGGACACUAAACAAAAAAAUCGACAGGAUCAGUGCAUCAUAAUAGAAGAGUCGCAAGCAAAUGAUGUAUUUCAAGCAGGAGGAAACCUUUCUCAUCUUAUUUCUGAAAUGGACAAUAGUUUGUCUUCAAGCAAACCUGAUGGAUUAAAGAGUGAGUUUUCUCUUAAACCUUCCUUUUGAUCAGAUUCUCUCAGAUCGUUCAUUGUCCUUGUUUGUUUGUAAUCUACUUUCACGCCAUCUAGAAACUUCGUUUGAUGACUCCAUAAUUUUGUAUAGAGGUAAAUACUCUUCAAACGUAUCAACCUCACGAUGCAUCCAAGUCUGGCAACAAGCAUGGAUGCAGGGAGGCAUCUGUAUGUGAUGACGAGGAAGUGGCAACAGGUUCAAAUCAUGGUUCAGAGGGGCAGACUCUACAUAAACGGGCAGCCUGGGUGAGUUGUGAUGACUGCCACAAGUGGCGUUCCAUAGCAGUUGAACUUGCAGACGCCAUAGAUGAAACAGACUGCAGAUGGUAAGGAGAUCCAUCAUGACCUAUGAUGGCAUAAUUAUUUUUCCAUAAGCAUGUUCGAGUUCAAAUGCUGUAACACAGUACGAAUGUGAAUCCCACUUUUUCUGCUAAAUUAAUCAUUCUAGUGGAAAAUCUCUACUUUUCAAUGCUGGAAAUCAUAAUAGUGUAACACUACCAUUCUACUGAUGAGGUCUCACAAGCUUUUUGUCCGGUGAUUUUAUUAUAGCCUCAAACUCGUUCUCCGUGAGGAUUAGACUAAUAAUAUGUGUAAAGGGCUAUACUAUGUUUGGAAAGAUGGAAAAUAAAAUGACUACAGCUUUAGGCAUUCACUUGCUUCUGUUCGGCCUUGGGUGAUUUUCUUCAAAUAUUCCAUUUUAUUUUGGUGAUGAAUAUGAUACCUGGUCCCCCAGAAGGGGAGAUGAAAGAACUAUUUAAAAUGGUUUCCGGUUUUUUUCAAAAUCUACAUAUCUGGUUCCGAUGAAAUGGUUGACGAUUCAGUUGGAAACAUGGGUUGGUCUUGAAUUAACAAAAGGUAUGUCAUUAGGUGAGGGUGAGGUUAUUCAUUGAAUUUUUAGCGGAUCAAGUACAAAGUCACCAUGAACAAUUUGAUGUAUAAAUUCAUGUGAAUGCAAAAGACAAUAGCUUUCCUCACCUGUUGUUUUUUCUUUAAGUUUAUAGAAAUACGCUUGUACUUCUAUUACUGAUGCUGUUUAUCUUUUCCAUACAGAUGAGUAUCUAUUUGCUGGUGCGAUUUAGUAAAUGUACACCGAAUUUCUACCUGUUAUAAUUGAGGGCAAAUUUUCAUUCAAAUUCAACGGGGACAUCUACACGUCUAGAGAGAGAGAGAGAGAGAGAGAGAGGUGGGGGUGGGGGGGAGGGGGAGAGGAAGGUAGGGAGUAAACAAUACAAUUAUAUUAGUCAAAUGACUCCAACACUGUAGCUAUAUGGCUGGACUAGUUUUAAGACCAACAGCUUAAAUUUCUUUUUUUUUCUUUACAUUUGAGUUCUGACGGUUAGUAUGCCGGAUCACUCAAAUAAUAUAUGCAAUGCUACAAUUUUUUCAACAUGAAAUGAUCGAGAUAUACUAUGAAGUCUAUUUCUUUUUCAAAUUCAUUGGAUUCAUCAUGACUUCAUUGAAAAUAAACUAUCAGAUGAACUGUGUCGGUUUUCCUAUUGGCUCAGGCCUCGGCUUUGUUUCAAAGUUUUCAUUUCCACUCCGCCAUGUGGUAAACUGACGUAUAUCAUACAUGGAAGUCCCAUGGCUUGAGUUCGCUCAAAAAAAAUUCAUUGGACUUUUGCUCCUCUUCCUUAGGAACAAGUGUCUUAUAUCACUAUGCGAGGGGAAGUUUCCUUUAUCUUCAAGAGAAAGAUGAAUUUUCCUGGAUACAUAAUCAGAUACAUAGUCACAACGUGUUGUGUUACAUAUUUCAUUUUGAGUUAUGGGAAUCGAUAAAAGGGAAUGAUGUACCAUACAUAGAUUCUUCUUUCCUUGAAUAGUUCAACCAAAAGGUUCUGCAAGGUUGAAUUUUUUUCUUUCUACCUCACUCGUUCUUGGAGAGGCACUGAAAAUCUCGGUGAGUUAUUUGAACGCAUUUGGUAACAGUAAGAGCCCAAAAUUUCGAGACUGACUGUUGGAUCCUAAGCUAUCUGUUCAGUACCACGGGCUUAGAGAAAAUGAUUGCAGAAAGGGUAUAACCUUUGAUGCUUUUACUAGUGUCUAAGAUGAUGAAUUUAUUUGUCAAGGGGUCUAGUUUUCAGUUAUAAUCUAUCUCUUUGAAAUUUCUGGAUUCCUUGAUUACUGCCUAGUAUUCUUAAGUCCAGAUGAAAAUGAUACGCUGAAAAGCAGUUGUGCGCUCUUCUUUGUUGCCAACAAUUAAGUCAUGAGUCUAAAAUGUUUGGAAUUUCGUCUAAUGUCUUAUAGAAUGUCCUCUAGGACUUCCCAUAAUCAUUUAUUUUCGGUAGUUGACCUUUCUCUUCGCAUUGUGGCAAGUACCGUACUAUGGUACCUAGCAUGUGAACUAAUAGGUUCGCCAUAUUAUCCUUCUGCCAUUGAUGAAUAAAUGAAUUAAUUCUUUUUUUAAUUGUUGUUGCUGUAGUUAUUAGUCUACAUUUUCUAAGAAUUUCAACUUCAUCAUUUAAUGUAUUUUUUCCUCUGUUAUCUUUUGUUCUUGGCAUAUACUAAAUUAAGAAAAAAACUGUAGUUUUUAUUUUGCCCAUUUUAAGAAGUAUGAAUCGCACUCUCGGAUUGUCUACCCAUGUCUAUAUGCUUCUUUGUUUAAAAACUAUUGAAUCAAUAUUUUGGUCAUCGAUUGAGGAGCCUUUUCAACAUUCUCCUGGUAUGACAAACGAAAUGAAGGAUGAUUUAUUUUUCUCUGCUCCCGGGUAACUAGUUUACUAUAAUUUCUUCCUCCUGUGAGCACUCCGUGGUUUUGGUGCUUGUGUAAAUCAUGUUUUUGGAUUCUCAAUAGUUCACAUGCUAAGCUGUAAAAUCGACAAUGUUUGAAAGAUGCUUCCAGUAAACGUACUAACUUAAAAGACAACCCUGUGUGAACUGUGUUUGUGUCAUGGGAAUUUUUUAUCAUGUUAGAAGCAACAAAGACCUCCCUUUCUCUCCCCUCUCUCUGUUGCUAAUAUUCUCCUUGAAUGAUUUAUAUGACGUUUAUUUUGAAGGACAUGUAAGGACAAUAAGGACAAGGCUUUUGCAGACUGCACCAUACCCCAAGAGAAGACAAAUGCAGAAAUUAAUGCAGAGUUGGAAAUAUCAGAUGCUUCUUGUGAGGAAGACUUGUACACCGAACAACCACGUACCACAGGAUCUAAUUUAAAGCCACCAGGUUUCUUGACAUAUUUCAUGGUUCAUAAAAGCAAAGAUUAAGUUUGUUUUUUCCGUAAUGUAUCCUUUGAUAGCUGCUUGUACUUACUGAGAUUGUAUCAGAAAUUAAGUAUACGAGUUAAAAUACAUCUAUUGUUUAUGGUGCAGCUUUCCAACAAUCUGCAUGGGUUCACAUCAAUAGCAACAUGUUUCUUCACCGAACUCGUAAAACCCAGACGAUUGAUGAGGUUUGAAUUAAUUCAACUGCUCUUACAUUUUAAAUGUAUCAUAGUCAUUAUUUGAAGCUCUUUUGAUUUACAUACCAGGGACCGUUUUUCUCCCUCCCCCCGGAAUUAUUUAACAUACCACUUGAUUCGGAGGUUUUCUUACGUCAUUUUCUUUCCUUCCGUUCAGUAUCUUUUUAUGUCUACAUCUAUCCUUGCUUCUGACUAGGGAUUGAAAUAGAUGAAUGGUAUGCAAUUUUUUUGUUCAAAACUGAUUCGGAAAUAUUGAUUUAAUAUUGUACUACUUCAUUGCUCUCCCAAAUUUUAGAGGAGACAACAUGUGAUAAAUCUCAUUUUCACGUUGGAAAGUGGGAUCCAUCUUCUUUUGUAAGGUCAUCAGAUUCUAUAUUCAUCCCUAACUAUGAGAAUUUCAUUUAGCAAGGACGAUGCAUUCUUUCUGGUUUUUGAAUUUCAAAAUGUUAUCCUUUUUAACAACAGGGGAAAAUAGGCUUUUAGUUUUCAUGCUUCCCGUUGUGUCUUUGUCCUCAGUAAUCUUACUACCGUUCAUUUGACUUCUAUAUAAUUAAGAAAAAUGAUAAGAUAUUACUUUUACAUAAAAAUUGUUUUCGCGAAUAGGAAGGUAUGGUGUCAGUGAUUCUCAAACUUAAUUGAAAAUUGAUAAGAUAUUGCUUUUACAUGAAUCUCAACUAGUGAUAUCUGAAAUAAAAAAAUUAUGUGAUGAAUGCCAUAACCAGGUACACUUGAUAGCUGAAAUAAAGUUGUGGUCAGUUUCAGACUGUUACUGAGCUUUGCUAAUUGUUUAUGGCAGAUUACCCAGUGUUUGCAUAAAAAUUGUUUCUAAGUAUGUGUUAGACUGCUUCAUACUCUACUCUAGUUUGCAUGAAAAUUAUUUUCCUUCUCAAAAAGCAUAUGCAUGCAAAGAAAUGCUUCUCUAUAUACGGGUUACGUUUUUUCAAUUUUAAUUUUAACGAUUUUAUAAUUGAAUUUAUUUACUGUUCCAUUCCUUAAGACUGAUUUUGAUCCUUCCAAUGUCUUUUUCAUCUCUUUGAACAAAGUAGAUCAUGGUUUGCCAAUGUAAACCUCCUCUAGAUGGCAGCUUGGGUUGUGGAGAUGAAUGCUUGAACCGGAUGCUUAACAUAGAGUGCACCCCAGAAACAUGCCCCUGUGGCAAUCUUUGUUCAAAUCAGCAGGUAGUACAUUGUCAUCAACUUUUUUAGCAUGUCAAUAUGAUCGUCAUCUACAUGAUAUUUUUCAUCAACUGCUUGCAGUUCCAGAAACGUGAAUAUGCCAAAUUUAGAUAUUUCCGUUGUGGAAAGAAAGGAUUUGGCCUGAAAUUGUUGGAAGAUGCAUGUCAAGGACAGUUUCUGAUUGAAUAUGUUGGAGAGGUAAUACCGUAGUUAUUUUGGUAUUUGUACUCCUUUUCCAUUUUUCACUUAAGAGGCGUGUUCAGGUUGUAGUCAUGAUAUCUAGCGAAUAGGCUUGUCUGGUUUGAAUUUCUGGAAAUCGGCUGCUUUAUGAUGUUGCAGCGCUGCAUACUUCUUCAAUCCUAAUGUUUGGCGUGAUAAUCUGUGUCAAAUCCUGAAAAACAGGCUCAGGAGUCGAACACUUAUGACACAGGCUCUGGGUCUAAACAAUUAAAGAUAGAAUGUUGAAUGUAGCCCUGUAGCUCCCUGCUUUUUUUCGGACUAGGGAGUCACGAUAAAUUGAAGAGGUACAAAUUGCUGGUAAGUGGGAGUGUAUUAACAAAACCUUCAACGUUCCCUCAAGGAAAUAAAUAACUAGGGAAAGUAGAGUAAAUAAAUACUUGGAGCAUCUCUACAAGCACAACUUCUCCCUUAGAAAUAAAACAUCUCUGUUAUACAACAUGACGAUAAAUAACAAAAAUUCUGCUAACAGGCAGAUUGAUGUCUAUAACUUUGAACAUCCUAUAAUUCGUUCCUCGUUCCACCAUAUUCUCUGGAAUCACCCCUUUCUUCCUCAUUACGUCGUUUAUUCUUCAACGACUGACUGAUUUAAUAAAUAUUUUGAUAAGAUUCAGGGAUACUUAAGAAAAUAAUCUUUAGUAUCUGUAAUCCAAUGUUUUCUCAGCUUGUCCGAGUAUGCCAGAAGCCUUUGCAUCUUUUCUAAAUUUUCAUUUCUUUAAUCGUGCCACUCUCUUUUGUAUAAUUUUCCGCCUAACAAUGUUUUUACGGUAAAUUUUUUGUCCCAUGCUCUAGCCCUUCAUUCUGUUAUCUUCAGUUGUGUUUUGCCUGUAACUCUCCUUGUACCCCUCUUCCUUGUUUUUGUAUAUUCUUCACCGGGUAUAAGUUUUACUUAAAGAUAUUAGGUCUCCGAACAUAUGAAGCUCAUUAUGUUAUUCUAUGAGGUUGUUUCGCAACUCAAUAUUUCAGUCUCAAGUUCUUUCUCUCGUCUGAAAGAUUUCCAGUUAUUUUCUUGUAGGACCGUUCUUAGCCCUUAUGAAAUAUGAUACCUGACCGCGGCUUGAUAAAUGUAUCCAUGUGUAUGCAAAUCUCUUGGGGGCACUGCUACUGGAUAAGAAUGACGAGUCAAAAGAUUUUUUACAACGGGUCAAUUAUCAUCCUUCUAGCAUUAUGAAUUUCACAAGUUGUUGACAGCUUUAUUUUGUUGAGUUUCCAUUUUCAUGACAUUAGAUUUAUUUUCUGUCGCAUGAUUCUGUGUAUGGUUUGGCAGAUUACAACUAUUGCAUUUUGUCUCAACUUUACUACUUUUCAAAGAAUCCAAAGAGAGAUACCAUUUAUAAACUGUUUUUUACUCCUUUUUUCUUUCAAACAGGUGCUUGAUAUGACUGCUCAUGAAGCUCGUCAAAGAGAAUAUGCCUCCAGAGGUCAAAAACAUUUCUAUUUUAUGACACUGAAUGGCAAUGAGGUUGUAAUUUUCCAUUAUUUCUAAAUUUAAAUUCUCUUAUUUUAUGUUUUUAUUAAUUCUCGUAUACAGUGGAGUGAUGAAAUUUCGUGAUGCUAAAUAUACGUUUUUUUUGUAAUCAUCUUUACCUAUCCUCAUGGGGUGCUAUUAUGAUUAAAGUAGUGUUUUGUGUAUGGAACCUUAGAAAUAGGAACUCAAGUAUGAAAAAGGGAAAUUUUCUUUAAUAAAUAAAACUAUUGGGAAAUGGAUACUUUUUUGGCCAUUGAUAACUUGCUUGGGUAUACCUUUUUUAGUCCCCUAUUGUUAGGAGUGACGUUGGGGCACAUGAUAAGCUGUCAACAAAGAACAUUACGAAGUGUCUACUCAAACUCAGCGGAUGGAUAUUCACACUUAUCUGAAGUGCAGCUCGUGCGAUAUUUGUACUAACAAAGGAACAUGUUGGGUAUUGAGAAAUCUUAUGCUGAGAGAAUUGGGUUUGUCUGUAUCAGUUGUUUGUGCUAUUGGUGGUAGAUUAAUGACUUGAAUCAGAACAUUCAUACUUUAGUUAUGGUAUCAUUUCAGAGACUGCAUCAUCUUUAUUGUGUUUUGGUGUGCUUACGCUUAACUGUGUGCAGGUGGGUGAAUACGUUUGAACUGGUAGUUUGCAUGGUGUUCUGAAUCAGAUUUGACUGCCUAUUUAGGAUGCGAUUCAUAAACUCGGUUGUUUUGGGUAAACGGCCAUCAUAUUCGUUGAUUUGCGUACUCUUCAGAUACUGGCAAUUAUGAAACACAUAAGAAUAAAUGUAUGACUAAGAAUACAUUUGUUUUAUGGAAGAUAACAGUUUAUUUUGUUAAACGUAAGGAAAAAGUCAGAACUGAUAUUUGACUUGGGAGGUGAUUUAGCUACCGUAACUACGUAGCUAUAAAUAAAUUUCCUCUAUGUAAACCACUCGUUUUUUCAUUUUAAAGCAACCUGCAAUUAAAAAUCAUACUUCAGUUUUAAAAUUAUCGAUCCUUUUUUAUUUCAUGAUCUAAUUUCCUUCAGAAAAAACGAAAGUUCAUUUUUCUUUGGAGACGGUUACCUUAUUUUAAACGCUCCUGUGUUGUCCUGUCUCGAAUCUGUAGCUUAAUGGAAUUGCUUCUGUCUACUCAUGGAAAAACUUUGUACUGUGUCCAGGUGAUAGACGCUUGUGCUAAAGGAAACUUGGGGCGUUUCAUCAACCACAGCUGUGAGCCUAAUUGUCGCACUGAAAAGGUCCAAAUCUUCAUUACAUUUGCAAGAGUUUGAAUGCAUAUUUUGUGUAUUUGUUCUCUUGUCCAUUGGCCGAGCAGACUGAAGCAUAAAAUUGUAAUUACAUUUCUAUUGGUCGUGAAUUUUCACUGAUUGAAAAAGCUUUGUUGAAGCAGUGGAUGGUUAAUGGAGAAGUAUGCAUCGGCCUAUUUGCAGUACGAGAUAUCAAGAAGGUACUCUUUUACACAGUGUAUUUUAUCUUCUACUUCAUGAAUUGGAUUACUUAUGACUUUUUUUCUUAAAAAUGAGGAAAUUCUUAGGUGAGACAUUUAUAUCCUUUUCGAGUUCAAGCCUUGGGCAGGUCUUGAGGCAUAACCCUUGCAUAUUUUACUUGACUACUAAGUACAAGAGAAGCUGAAGUGUUAUCUCGAUUUGUACGGGUUAAUUUACUUCUAAAUAUCUGGGAUCAGUAAAUUAAAUGUGACAAAAAAAUGGAGAAUAUGAGGAACACCUCUUACAUUGGAAUAAUAUGUCAGUUGAAUGUAUAAACACCCAAAAACUUUGGCAAUCACUGAUUGCAAUCGUCUGUAAUUCUUCCACCAACUGUAUGGACGACUUCUGUCUUUUUUUUUCCUUCUCUGGAAAGUCUCCUCGAUUGUUUUUAUUAUAUAUGCUGCAUGGCAUGUACCAACCUUUUUUCAGUCAUUGCAACUACUUUUUGUCAUUGGCAAAUUGCUGACAACCUUCGAUUUUAAUAUUUUAGUUUAUGAUUUUCUAUUUGUUUUGUAAUGCAUAUUCGCUGUUUUGUAGGGGGAAGAAGUUACAUUUGAUUACAACUAUGUCCGAGUAUUUGGAGCCGCAGCAAAAAGAUGUGUAUGCGGAUCUGCAGAAUGUCGUGGCUACAUUGGUGGUGAUCCAUUGAAUAGUGAGAUCAUUGUUCACAGUGAUUCAGAUGAAGAACAUCCUGAACCUGUAAUGAUAUACGAAAAUGGUGAAAUAAAGGUCGAGGUAGCUGAGAAAAUUUCCGAAUCAGCUGAUUCGGCAGAUCUCCAGCUUGGUGUUCCGGUACAGGAUUCUGGGAAAACAAGGAUGACAACAGAUAUUAGUCACAGAGUGGACCUUUCUUCGACAAAUGAUGAUGCUAUUCUCAGGCUUUCUCCUGUAGGCCAACCAUCAGAAGCUUUGCCAUUAGCAUCAAGGAACCAAAUUGCACCUGAUCCAUCUCCGGAUGGUAACAAGCCAGAUACUCCAAGAUCAACCCCUGAUUUAAAAUCAUCUCGUUCAAUCUGUGCGAUAAAAAAGAGAAGGUGCAAGAUUAACAAAUCCAUGAUGCAAAAAGGAAAAAGGGCAUCCGUGGUCUCUCACACACAGUCAGGAAUAUGUCGUACUGGUCACCAUGAAGGGGGUAAUGUGAUCUUACAUUGCGUAUUGUAAUCACAUAUUUUUGAUUUUUCAUAUCAUUUAGUUUGUCUUCGCCUUGCAGUUGAAGAAAAACUUAAUGAGUUGCUUGAUUCUCGUGGUGGUAUCAACAAACAUAGGGUAUGCGACAGACUACAUUCUGCAGAUUUUUUUUUGUGCUUUUUAGUUGCUUGCCUGUAUCUUAUGUUUUGUUGAAAAGAUGUUCCCUGGGAACGCCUUGGCUGUAUCAAAAUGUUCUUCAUUAUUUGUUUCUCUAUUUGGAUAUUUUUCACAUCUUUUGUCAAGAAACUUUAUUUUACUCCCAAGUCAUCAUGGUUGGGAAAUAAUUACUUCUGUUAUAUUGUUAAAUGAAAAAUGACAACAGCUACGUUUCUUUGGUGCUAUUCUGUCAUUUUGGGUUGGAUUAUUUAUUAUUGGAUUUUCUAAAUCAUCUCCUCAUUGCCAGGAUGCUACGAAAGGCUACUUGAAGCUUUUAUUUUUUUCUGCUAAGUCAGGGGAUGACAUGAAAAGUGAAACAUCUCAGAGGUUGUUUUAUAUGCUAUUUCUUACGAGAUUUGCAUUUUUUUUGUGGAUUUCUAAUUUUACCUGACCUACUCUUGUGUGAAUCUUUCAGCACAAGAGAUCUUUCAUUGAUUCUUGACGCUCUCUUGAAAACAAAAUCAAGGACUGUAUUAGCUGAUGUAAUCAAUAAAAAUGGUAUGUUUGGGGUGGUAAUUGUGACAUAUUGAUGUGCUUACGUAUGAAUAUCAUUAUAACAGAAUUUUCCUUUUGCAUUUCAGGAUUGCAAAUGUUACACAACAUUAUGAAGCAGAACAGGAAGAAUUUUAAUAAAAUUCCUAUAAUUCGUAAGCUUCUUAAGGUAAAUACGUGCAUUUGAUGUAUGAGUUUUAUAUCAUUAAUUUCAGUUCAAUAAGCCCAUAUUCUUUGUAGAAUCCGGUCCUUAUUUCUUUUUACUGGGAAGAGCCUUUGAAGCUUUCUUAUUUCCAGUCACUUUUAUUCAUUAGCUCUACUGGAGACCUUUUAUAAAGGUGGUUCCUGAUUCAUAGACCUAUUUCUUUUGUUGCCUCUUCGUGUUCUAUUUCAAGUGUAUUUAGUUUUGUUGCCAUCCUAGUUCUUUUGUGUGCUUCAUUAUAUUGUUGGGCCUUUAAAUUGACCAUGUAUGAGACAUGGUCAAUUUGACAGAACGAACAUGAAGCCUCAAUGCUUCAUUACUUCUCUCUGUUGUGAACCUCCUUGAGAUUGGGCGCUUGUUGUGUCAGUUCAAAUAUUUCAAAAUUGUAAUGCCAAUCAAUUAAAUAAAUCCGUAUUUUUUUCUUUUGCAGGUAUUAGAGUUCCUUGCUGUAAAGGAAAUACUUACUCCUGAGCACAUGAGCUAUUUACCUUCUAAUGCGGAAUUCGAGAGGUUAUGCAUUGCAGUGGCUCUUGUCAUUCCUUUUAUUUUAUUUUAUUUUUUUGAGUUCGGACUAUCGCUAUGCUGGGUGAAAAUAAGGCAUAGAUCUUCUUGUGCAUGUUUAUAUUUCCCCUUGAUUUGUAGACUUCUCUUGCCGUAGGGUUCUGUAGUCAUGAAAAGGGGGAUGCAUUUUAUUAUAUAUACCAUCAUGGAGAAUUUCUAUAUGUCAGUCUUUACUAAGGCAUUUCGGAAUAAUAUGUUACUGUCGGGAUCUUGAAUUCAUUACUUGCUGAUUUCCUUGUCAUUCAGUUUCGUUUCAAUCUAUUGCUGCUUAUGGUGCUUCCAUUGAUUUCAUGGCUAUUAUAUUGCAUAAUCUGUAUCCACCAUUUAUCUGGGUUGUUGGCACAUUAUAGCUUCCGCAGCUGAUUUGCCCUUGAGACAGAACAGGGAAGAUUAUAUGCAGACAUAUUCCGCCUUAUCUCUUGUCAUUUAAGAACCGAAAUCUUCUGGAGUCUUCUUCUAAUUACAGCCUCCCUCCUUAACAGGAAUUCUUGUCACCUGAACUCAUUGUAGCCGAGGCAUGUAACACAGAAUUAGUGGAUUGAGUCACUAGUUUGUGAUGCUUUUUGCUGGUACCUGAUCAGCACCUUAAAAAAAAUGGUUGACCGUCAAGUUUGGUCAAUCUCUGAUCAGAUUAUGGAUCUUAUCCUUAUCUCUUCAUUCCGAAAAUGUUAGCUCACUGACAUGAUAUUCAUAUUAGUGUCUCCCAUUAUUAUCCUAGUUUUUUAGUACACAUCAUUGUCGUAUGGUUAGGAAAGUAGCCAAUAUUGAACUCAGUGCUGCAGUUAACGAGGUAUGUUGACCCAACUUGAACCAUUUCGAUUGCUCAAAAUUAAUUUUCAGGUUAGAUGAAAACCAAGUGAUUGCGAUUGCAUAUAACUAGUGUGAUAAGAUGAACGAAUGAUGUACACAGGAAGGUAUCAAGCCUUAUAGAUAUGACCACCAUCGACAUUUAUGAUGUUUCUGCCACCGUACCCUGCCUCUUAUUCCGUUGUUGAUCAGUUCGAAUGUUUACAGGAGACAAGUGAACACAAAAGACCAGUCGCUUACACCUCCAUUACUAGUGAACCUGCUAGUAAAACCGAAGAAGUUCAUGUGAAUAGUGUGAAACGUGGUAGAAGCCAAGAUGCAGAAUGACAGUUCAAUGUACAACAAUGUUAUUCUCAAAGUUGGAUGAGUUUUUUUUUCGUAAUUUAAUCAAUAGUGUUAAUCGAGGCAUAAAAUACUGGUGUUCAUGAAUCAACAGAUGGGAAGAAAACUGACUAUCCAGUAGUUAUAGCGUCCUGGGUAUUGUCUACUUUAGACGCUCUUGCCUAGCUCCUCUGUCCAUAUAUAUGUAUAUAUUGUGUAUUUAAUUUAGUUUGUAGAAAUAUCUGAUCGGCAGGCUGUUCAGCCCAUGGAAGGUGUAAAUGCCAGUGGCGAAAGCAGAAUGGUGGACCAAAAGCCCUUUCCCCCAUGAAUGCCGUUGGUUCAAUUUCAGGGUUCAUUUUCAUUUUACAAGUUAUCUGCUGUUACCAUGCUCUUUCUUUACAUUUCUUACAUGGGGUGGGAAUCUCUAUAUCCGUACAUGAAUACUUUAUUUAUAACUGGGAAUUUGAAGUAUCACAAACUCGCUCAUAUGUUUUCCGUUCUUUUGCAGCUUUAAGGAUUCAAUACACAAAUUGACGUAUCACAAUGAUACUCAGGUAAUAUUCUAUUCAUGUUUGCAUUCAGCCUGCACCAUUGGACAUGUUUCUGAGAAUCAUUCGUCAGUAGAUCUGGCAUUUGAUUGUAUUCUUCUUAUUGAUUCGUUUACGCAGCCUCCUCAAAUAGUUCAUAAGAUCUCCUGGCCAUAAGCUAUAUCCACCUAGUUGAUGUCGUGUAGUUUUGAAGCAGUCAUUAUCUAGGCCUGGACCCCUCUUCUUGGAAACUCUGAACCAAGUAACUGGGUUCAGACAGGACAAGUUUAACUUGUACGGGUCAACCCAGAUCUCUCUACAUGCGCAUUUAUCAGGAUCUGAUCGGGUCAGAGCCUUUAUGACGGGCCUCUACAGUUUUUGGAGGCUUUGUGCUUGCUAUAUUCAAGUGAUGACAUUUGAGUGAUUGCCACUACCUCUUAGAAGGUAGUGCGAUCUGCUACUGCCACCCCAUUCACAUGGAUUUGACCUUGUCACCCAUGAGUGGGCUUUUUACCAAAUCCCUUACUGAUCUUGACUGCACACCGAAUGUCAACACUCUCUCUGUCUCUGCGAGCAUCUGGUUUCCAUACUGGGGGUCAGAGAACAGGAGUAGGAGCUGCAGCUGAGCUAGUUUCAGAAAAACGUCCCUAUAUAAUUGAAAGUCAUUCCCUUUCGUCACUGAUGAUUCACACUCAUUCUGUCCUCUUCAGGUUCAUCAAAUGGCUCGAAACUUCCGAGAUAAAUGGCUUCCUCGCCCCAUCAGAAAAGUCAACUCAUCGGACAGGGACAUCGGUCGGUCUAAUCUGAAACGCCCCAACUGCAACUGGUUCUCACCAGUGCCACCAAAACGAGGCAGCAUAGAGGGUGCGAGAGACACGGAUGCUAAUCAUCUCCCAUCACCUUCCCACGGUCUUGAUGCGAAGGAGCUGGCACCUCCUCCCGUGCCUGCUGCAGCCGAAGUCAACUCCUCUGCCGCCACAAAGCCCCGUAAGCGUAAGACCCGUUGGGAUCAACCAUCUGAUGCAACCCUAUCAGCUCCAGCUGCAGACCCCAGCCCAAAGCUCUCGAGAUUUAAGGUCAAUCAAGCGGAAUCAGAUCCCCAGAGCUCAUCCAAGUCUGAAAUGGAAGCAACACCCAGAGCCAUUGCCGCUGACAGUUUGAAUCCACAGUCCUUUGAGGAAGUCCCUCCCGGGUUCGGUCCUCCUGUGAGCAGCAGCCAGCCUCUGAUUCAAUCCGACCUCUCCAUGAUCAGAGCCGAAGCUGUCGCAGGCCAUCCCCAGCAGCGGUACCGCCCGCAUCUCACUGUAUCAUAUGGCAUUCCGCUGGCGCUGGCUGAGCAGCUGGGCACCGCCGCCGAUGGCGAGGAAGGAUCUAAGCAGUGCCGGCCGAACUGGAAGAUCGCCCCAGGCAUGCCCUUCCACCCUUUCCCCCCUCUGCCUCCAGUUCCUCGGAGAGAGCUGUUUCCUUGUUCCAGUUGCGGCUUAAUGCCGGAGAAUGGUAGAAAAGAGCCCCCCAUUGGACAUGGAGGGAACCCCCCAGUCAGCGCAGAAGGCUGUGGGCAUGGUAAUGAGCACAACCAGUGGAGUCACAGGCACCAGAGACCAGGACCGCCACCCCCUUGGCAGGGGGAAAGAAGAGAAGAAGGCUGCAGGUUCAGCGGCGGCGUGCCAGGGUUGGCGGCCGGCACGGGAGACGUCCAGAAGACGGGCCGCGGCGCGUGCUUUCCAGAGGCGGCGAGGGGCGAGAACGUCGUGCCGCCGGCAGCCUUCGGCGAGUUGCCGCACCGCGUGCAGUGA